AUAACAUGGGAUUGUAGUUAUAUAUGGAGGUUAAACUUUCAAAUGCCAGCACUACUUAUCCACCAUGAGAAUGGUUUUCAAAGUCACAUCAUAUUGAACUUGAGCUGUCACACUGAAGGGUGUUCAAAAAGGAUAUUCAACAAGAAAAUAUAAUUUCUUGACUUUAUUUUUCCUUUAUACUUUAAAGUAAACAUGAUUCCUCCAGUAGAAAUGCUUUGCAAAAUGGAUGCUAUAUGGCAAACAAAAUGCCAUUUAAAAAUUUAAGAAAGCAAUCACCAAAUGUGUUUUACAUUUGCUCAGUAAAAUGGAUUAUACUGUGAAAAUAACAUGGUAACUUACCGUAUGCAAUUCUCUAACUUUCAAAUCUUAGACUCAACCUUCCAAGGCCAAGACUAAUGACUAAUCCCAAACAUAUUUCAAGAAGUGCUUAGCUAAGAGUGAUACACCACUUGGGAAAUCCUGGUCACAUCUGGCUAGCAACAGAACCUAGGCUUAAAUCUCACAUCUGAUUCACAGAGCUUUAUCCACUGGCUUUGCAAACUGCUUCACUUGGUACAGAACAGCAAAAUCAACACAUCAUCAUCUUCCAGCACUUUUCCCUAAUGCUUUUAUGGCCAUAUGAACAACACAAGUUUUGUAAUUGCAUUGAUUCAGUCUUCAUCUCAAGUUACUAGUGAUGGACACGUCUCUUGACUGAUAAAAUGAUGACAAACUCUUUUUCUGCCAUACUUUGGUGGCAAUCUUGGAAGCCAAGGUUACAGGGGCAUCAAUCAACAUAUCCACAAGUAAUGGGUAAUGGGUAAUGGGUCCAAUACUUCUAAGUGACCACCCAAUUUCUUCUGAACUUUCAAAGCCUUGAUCCAGUGAUCACAUUAACUAUGUAUCCCAGAGAACCAACUGUUCCUGAAAUGUUUGCAGUGGUCCAAGUGUUAUUCAGGCCUGGGGACAUCUUUGAUCUAUUCGUCGCCACACUGAACCUCCCUGGUCCGUUGUCUCUGUGAAUGGGUGAGGGGUUCAAAUAACACAGCAAGCAUGCAUCCUUGGCAUUGCUUAUUCAUUGCACCCUUCACAAAACACAUGAUGUGACUGCAGCACAUUGUUCAGUCUUGGAAAUAUCCAUCAAUGACCUUGGAAAGACCAUAAUGGCAUUAACCAUCUAAAGGUGGUGAUACAACAUGAAAUUAGGAAUGGAUUAUAAGUACUUAUGCAGCUCCUAAUUAAACAUACAAAGCUGCAGUCUUUAUAACUGACUUUUUGUAGAAGUCCAAAAGUUUAUCCUUCAACAUGAAACGGGUACAAACUGCGCACAUGUGAAAACUAGUCUUACAUAUGCACAUUUCUGCAGCAGCUUUCAACUAUGGCCCAAAGGAAAUAAUAUAUAAAAAAAUAGUUUAAUUUUAUAACACAUUCCUAGUUUUACAUGUUUUACAUAUCUGCAAGGGCAGGAACAGGACAUAACAUGCUCCUGCUUGUAAACCAUCCUGCUUUUGCAUUGUAAAUUCCUACCUGCAACAGAGUAUUUCUGAAAGACAGGGCAGAAAAGAACCCCAUCUUUACAAGGAAAAACAAGCAACAAUGGCAGAACCACAGCAGACGGACUCUACCGUUCAAGACCUUGAAGGAAAGUCUACAAUGUCCCUGGCACCUUCAGUGGUCCCCUGUGUUUCUUCUCCCCCUCACCAAGGCCCAUAUGCUGAUCGCUUCAAGGACAAGCCGGAGGUCAACCCACACUGCCUUCGACCUCAAGAGGGCCCUCGUGUGUCUAACCAGCCACCCCCACACUCCCCAAAGCUCGAGCGACUGGGAAUACAUCCAGGCAGUUUCAUAAAAGGCAGAAACUCAGAGGAGGUACUGUCGAGACACCUUGAAGACCUACGUAGUGAAAAAGCAAGAACUGAAGCCCACUUACAAUCUUUAAAGAAAAGAAGUGCUAAUCUAUCAGUAACUGCCGACACAAUGAAGCAGCAGAUUUCUGAAAAAUACGAAGCCAUAAGAAAAGCUCUGCAUAAAGACGAGAUGGCCAUGCUAGAAACCAUUGAGGAAGACCAAAGAGUAACCAGUGCAAAGCUGAACAAAAUCAUGAAGGAAUGGAGUCAGCAUCUUGGCCAGGUUCAGAGGGCCAUGGCAAAUACACAGAAGGCACUAGAUCAGACCAGAGGAGGCUCCAUACUGCAGGAUAAUCCUGGGGAAUGCAGCUGCCCUAAGAAAAAAGAUGCUGCUGAGCAGGGGAUAAAGAUGAAUGAGGACAGAUUUCAGAGACUUUUGAAAAUACUACACAACAUUUCAAAGGAUCUUGAAGCCCAGAUGCACAGAAAAGUACUCCUGUUGGAUUCUUCUGCAGUGACGAUCGACAGUAAGUCGUCUCACAGAAACAUCGCAGUGUCCAGGGAUCAGAGAAGUAUGUGCUACAGCAGUGAGCCACAGCCUCUGCUAGACAGCCCCCUGCAGUUCGACAAGGUGUGCUGUGCCCUGGGCUCAGCCAGCCUGUCCAAGGGAAGGCAUUACUGGGAAGUGGACUUGAGCUGCUGCUCUGCCUGGAGUGUGGGCAUUGCCUACGGGUCCAUCGAGCGCAAGGGAAACCAGAAGAACGCCAAGCUGGGAAGGAACCGGCACUCCUGGUGCAUCGAGUUCAGGGACAACCAACUGUCCGCUUGGCACAAUGACCACUACAUCAGCUGUGGGAAGAGCCAGGUGGCCAUUAGGAAAGUGGGCAUGCUGGUGGAUUGCCAAAAGGGACAGCUUGCCUUUUACAACGCUGUUACCAUGAAGCUCCUGCAGGAGUUUUCUGGCGCCCUGACGGCAGUACUUGACCGAAUGCAUCACCAGUUCGCUGAGCCCGUCUUUCCAGCGUUCCGGUUUUUUAAGCCAGAAACUGGACAAAUCAAACCUAACCACAUGGAAAUAUGCCACAAUGAUCUUUAAAACUUUCCAAGACAUUUCCAAGCUAUUAGAGGUGGUUCAUGGGAUAAGCUGAUUUUAAACUCAUUUCCAAAUAUUAAUCAUUUAAGAAACAAUUUAAUGUAUUAUAGAUCACAAAGCAUGAUCAAAACUAAGAAUCUAACUGAAAAAAAUAUUCUUUGUGUUUAACUUUCACUUCCUUUCCACACAUAGUAUUUUAUUCCAGUUCACUGCUAUUGGGAACACCACAACUAUUUACUUCAGAUAUUUUCAGAACAUUUUAUAACCUAUUUAAUGGAAUGGAAAUUCAGAAACACAUCCUUUAAAGUACCCUUAGUGCUUUUAGAAACCAAUGACAUACAGUAUUACAUCCCAUUGAAAAAAAAUAAUGAUAGUGAACUCUUAUGUACUUGAAUAUUAACUCAAACACUUCAGUAGAAUAUUACUGCAAAUUAAUUUCAACCUUCUGAAAGUGUAAUCUUAAUACAUUUGUGAAAAAUAUGUGAACAUUUUCAAAGCAUGCUUGAUAAGGGUUCCUUUGGAAAAAUUAAUUACCUGUUGCUUUUUAUAAUCAUUACAAAUAAUUAGCUUGUUUUGUUUUAUUAUGCAGUUAAUGGUUUGAAAAAAACAUAUUUACAUACAGUAGAAAGUGUAGAAUCUGAUAUUAUAUGUAAUCAUGAUAAUUUCAUCAUAGUAAUGCUUUUAAACUAAUGACAGAUUGAUACCACUUCCUUGCUUUAUUCUAUCAGUCCUGCUCUGUGGCUAAGGAUCUGCGCCUGUGGCUGGAAGGUUGCCGGUUCAAAUCCCGCAGCCGGCAGAGGAAUCCUA
Messenger RNA from Lepisosteus oculatus (spotted gar), 3726 nucleotides. RefSeq names its product E3 ubiquitin-protein ligase TRIM62. Gene Ontology annotation, molecular function: ubiquitin protein ligase activity; protein binding. Lineage: Eukaryota; Metazoa; Chordata; Actinopteri; Semionotiformes; Lepisosteidae. Gene Ontology annotation, biological process: protein ubiquitination. The record is from RefSeq and is a predicted model, not a curated record. Gene Ontology annotation, cellular component: cytoplasm.